UUUAAAGGGCGAUCUCGUAUACCGAAUCCAGGGGGCUUGCCUUUUUGGUGGGGGUGGCAACGCUACUAGCCUAUUGCUGCUGUUGCUGUAUAACUUCGAGCUUGUUGAGGGCUGUCUUAAGACGGAAUAUGCUAAGCAGAUAGGUUAGUGUUUAUGUGUGCUGCUGGAGAGAUAGGCUACUGUAACUGAGAGUGAGGUGGCGUUUCGUUUUCCAUCCCAACUGUGAUGCGUGGUCAGUAGAGGCGACGUUGAAUAGACUGAGAUAUCAUUUUCGGUUAUUCCUUUCCUUUUCGUUUUUCUGUCGACACUGACAACAAACGCAGGUUUCCUGUGUGCAGUCCGGUAGUAAAAAGGACUUGGAUGCGAAAGGGAGUUUGUUCAAAUGGCAGCAAUGAGAAUUGGAAUAGAACUAUGCGGGAAUUAAUCGCUGGUGUUGCAGCCAUCUAAUUCACCAUAGCGCGUUUAUCCGUGGCAGCCCUGAACGUAGAGGGGGCUGCACUGUGUCCUGGCCACAGCUUCACUUUCACUGUGGCAAUAGGUGUAUUCAGUUAUUUUGAAUCAGUGCGGGAUUUGAUCUUGAACGUGCAAGGAAGGAACGCGUAACCGCUCAUUGAUGAACGAACUAGUAGUACACCGUUUAUAAUUUACUCGUGAACCGAACUGUACACACUAUACUGUUAUUAUUACCAUUGCUCCAGUCGAGGAGAAAUACCAUGAAUAUGCAGCAACCCGUUCAGAACUGUUGCGAUUGUCAAAUGUGAAGUAGCCGUGGCUUGCUUUUUGAGCUAAGGAGAAUAGCCAUAGUUUACCAGUUAUGGUGUUAAUACAUUUAUAAUAGUCCACGACAUUCUACGUUUUAAAUCCACCCUGAACAGCACAUUGGUGCUCUUUUUGUAAUACCGAGGAUUUAAUUGAGCAAUUCGCGCGGAGUUUGCAGUGACCCUUGGGGACUGCUGGUCUGGAAUAGCAACAAAGGACGGGGGCGUGCAUUCAUGGAAUGCAACUUUGACAGCUCUCCACUACUUAUCUACUGACUUUAUCAGCGGGCAACGGGGACGAGCUAGUAAUUGAAGGAGAGAUGGCCGAGAUCCCAACUCCCAGCCCUCUCCAUGAGUUGGACGUGGCCAUAGACCCAGACUUCGAGCCACAAAAACGGCCAAGAUCGUGCACCUGGCCGUUGCCCCGACCCGAGUCCAAUGCGGGGAAACCAGAAAGCAACGACACUGACAUUAUACCCGAGGAAGAGGAUGACGAAGAGGAACAGCAUGCCACGUCCAUGGCCAUCAACGUCAAUGGCACCAACGUGGGAGCAGACCACCAGAACAGCAACAGCCCUACGGCCGAAGGACUGCUGUCCGGACAGGAGAACGGAGGCUCCCCGCUCUCCUCCCACUCCCCCACGACCACUUCGGGCGCACUCGACACCAGCGGCCCGGGUCCGCAGACUCCACGGAAGUCUUCGUCGCGCAGGAACGCGUGGGGGAAUCUAUCAUAUGCUGACCUGAUAACCAAAGCCAUAGAGAGCACGCCGGACAAGAGAUUGACUCUGUCUCAGAUUUAUGACUGGAUGGUGAGAUGUGUGCCGUACUUCAAAGACAAAGGCGACAGUAACAGUUCGGCUGGGUGGAAGAACUCCAUCCGACACAACCUCUCCCUCCACAGUCGUUUCAUCCGUGUCCAGAACGAGGGAACGGGAAAGAGUUCCUGGUGGAUGAUAAACCCGGAGGGAGGGAAGGGCGGGAAGGCCCCCCGGCGCCGUGCUGUCUCAAUGGACAACAGCAACAAGUACACCAAGUCUGCCCGCGGCCGCGCAGCCAAGAAGAAGGCGGCCCUUCAGGCAGUGGUGGCCGGCGAGGGGGGCGGAGACAGCCCCUCAGGGCUUUCCAAGUGGCCGGGCAGCCCCACAUCACGGAGCAGUGAGGAGCUGGACGCCUGGACAGACUUCCGCUCACGCACCAACUCCAACGCCAGCACGAUAAGUGGGCGCCUCUCACCCAUCCUGGCCAACCCAGAGCUGGACGAGGUGCUGGACGAUGACCCGCCACUAUCGCCCAUGCUCUACUCUAGUCCCGGCGAGGCACUGUCGCCUGGGAACACUCCCACGCCCAAUGGGAAGGGACUGCCCACAGAGCUGCCUCGCCUGGCAGACCUGGCAGGCACCAUGAACCUGAACGAGGGGCUGACGGACGACCUGAUGGAUGAGCUGCUGGAUAACAUCACCCUGGCCCCCACCCCAACUGGACCAGCCACCCAGAGAGGAUCCUCCGGGCUCAGCUUUGGCUCCAAGCUUGCCGGACUGGGCUCCUCCUCCCCAACCACCUCUCCCUCUACUCCAUCCCCCUCUAAUGGUGCAGGCGGCAGUGGCUACUGUAACUCCAUCUUUGGUCCCCUCACAGCGGGCUCCUCCCUGCGGCCCGCCCCCAUGCAGACCAUCCAGGAGAACAAGCAGACGUCCUUCUCCUGCAUCUCCCGCUUCGGCAGCCAGACCCUGCAGGAUCUGCUCAACUCAGAGGGCCACAGCCACAGCGACGUCAUGAUGACCCAGUCUGACCCGCUGAUGUCACAGGCCAGCGCCGCCGCUGUUAUCUCCCAGAACUCCAGGCGAGGCUUUGUUCUCCGCAGCGACCCCAUGAUGACCAUUGGGACCACGGCGUUAGGGCAGGGGGUUCUCCUGCACAACCACAACCAGGGGUCCCUGAGGACACUGAACGGGGGUCCGAGCCUGAACAACGAGGCCAACAGCCUGGCCAAUGCCAAGCAGCAGCUCCUGCACUCUCCACUGGGACUUGGAUCGAACGGCUCCUCCAUGAUGCAGAUUGACUCGUCCCUCUUCCUGAACGGGAGCGUUGGUGGAAGCAGUGGGAUCUGCUCGGUAGGCCCCGACCGCUUCCCUACCGACCUGGACCUGGACAUGUUUAACGGGAGCCUGGAGUGUGACAUGGAGUCCAUCAUCAGAAACGAGCUGAUGGACGCAGAUGGCCUGGACUUUAACUUUGACUCCCUGGCCAACCUGAACGGACCCAACCUGGGCAGCUUCACCAGCACCAAGCAGGGACCCCAGAGCUGGGUCCCUGGCUGAGAGAAAGGCCACACCCUAGAGGGGGCAGAGCAGGUACAAACUGCAGAGCAAGAGAAGAUCAGACACAAAGCGUCCUUUUUGCCAAGCCUGCUAUCAGCACAACAUGGAAUAAAUACCCUAUGUUUACACAACACCUCCUCUAGAGAAAUGUACCUUUUCUCCCACUCUGACGGACCAUGAAUGAUUUGAAGUACACAGACUCACAAGACGUGACCGUCAGAUCCUCAAAGACCCCUGCAAAACAAACAAACAAUCUGAAAUCAUCACAACAAACUCAUCUCAGAAUUAUGCAAUCUUCCUUUGAGAAAACACGUCGGACAAAAUCUAUUGUAAAGAUGCAGAGCGAGAGGGGCUGUGUUUUGUUUAUUUGAAGGGUUUUUGGGAAACAAUGACAUUCGGCAAGCAAGGUUGUAGUGUACAAGUAGUUCCUGGGAAAAAAGGACAAAAGAUAAACAAAAACAAAGUGAUGUAGUGUAAAACCUUAUACAGUGGUUUCUGGGAUGUGUUAUGUUGGAAAAUCUUCCUCUGUUUUCACUCAGUGAUUUUAAAUGUUUAAUGUUUGUUUUUAAAUUCCUGUUUUACCAUCAUCACUGUUUCUGCACCACAGUUGUUUUAUAAAAAAAAAUAUUGAUGAAAUGAAAGAGAGGAAGGAGACAGUCUGCACUCAAAAUAGCGAUAACACACACACGUUACACACACUGAUGAUGUCAUAAACAAUAAUGCCAUGCAUUUCAGGUUGUUGGUGUUUUGUUGCUUUUAUUUUACAUGAGUUUGAAUGAUUAGUCACGGUUUUAAAAAGACUUAUAGAAACAAUUAUAAUAAUACAAUUAUCUGAAUACUAUACAGAGAGAUUGUUAUCGUUUAUUUGUAUCGAACUGUAAAAUAGAGAAAAAAACAAGAAGAAGAAGUCUGUCAAGGAUCUGUGUACAGUACAGUACAGUGGAAGCUUCAACUUAAAGCCGAGGAGGAGGAGGAGUUUAGACCUUCUUUUCUAGUUAAUGGGUGGGGUAUGUCAACGUGUUGUAGUACAGCAUAUGUAGCCAAGAUAAAUACCUAUGUCCUAGCGUUGUGUACGUUUCCACGCCAUAACUGGUGCUAUGAUGUAAACAGUGUUUGAGUCCAGGCCCUAGCAAGCCGUGCAUAUUACCUAUCUGGCCCGGCGAACCCCGCCGAGCUGUAGCCGUUGUCGUAGCAACGGCAGGGUGGCACUGAGAGGCCGGGAGGUUGUACAGUUAGCCUCCUCCAUCUCUGGCAGCCAUUUUGUUUUUCUUGAGUGAAACGAUAAGCUAUCUGUGUAUGUUGCCAAAUUACUUGAAACAACAUGUAGGAGAUGCUGGCAGCCAAAACAACAACAACACACACACAUCACACACACACACACAUAGCGAAAAAUAAGAGCAGGGAUAUGUGUUUUAGCUCUGCUAGUUGUUUUGUUGUGGGCGUGUUAUUAUAUGCAUAUACCAUCACUCAGGGGGAAGGGGGAGCUAUCCCGUUCCAACGUUACACCAGGUCCCAUCUCCAUGGCAGAACACACAACAACAUGUCCUUUGUUGGCAAAAAAGUAUUGCUUGUGUUGUAAACUUGUAACCUGUGAACUAUGACCUUUCAAGCGGAAGAGGAGAAAGAAAUCAGGAGAAGGAUCUGACUCUUCACUCGGUCCUGUCGUUUGUUUUUAUGUCGUUGUAGUUUUUUCUCCUCAUGUGGGACUCAUGACACGCGCACAACCCCCCCCCCCCCUCCCCUCACACACACACCCCUCACACACACACCCUUCGCAGACACGCCUGGUGCUCCUAACAGGUCUCUCCUGUAUCUCCUGAGUGUGUUUGUGUGUGUGACUCGUUUAUUGAUCGUGUUUAUUGAUUUUGUCUCACGAGGAUAUGUUAUCCUUCGUUAUCCUUCAUGAAGCAUACAGCACCCCCUCUGUGUGCAUGUAUAUAUUUAUGCAUUAUGAACUGUGUGAAAUGCAUAUAUAUACUCACUCUAUGACCUUAUAUACUCAUGUAGUACUUGACCCUUGGUUUUUUAUGAUACCUCGGAAGGUAGAGUUGAAGAAAGAACAGAACAUUACUUGCCGGGUAAGGGGGUGGAUGCUAUGCUAAUAUUAGAACGCCAUUGUUGCUGAACCAGAUAGAGAACCAGGAAACCAUUCUUGUAGCAGCAUCUGGGCCUCUGGUACCCCUUCUGUGUCUGGGGUCUUUAUCCAGAGGGUUGCCCCGUCCUGUCUAUCCUGUAAAAUAGUGUACAAACGAACAAACGUGUGUGUGUUUGUCCGUCACCCAGAGGUUGAGGCAGAGGAGUGUGUUUGCAUGGCUGGGUAGAUGAUCAACUGUAGAAGUGUUACCUGAGGUUUACAGCAUGACAGCCCCCACCCCAUAGAUAUCCUAUGAAAUGACUAAAGGAGAUAUGUGAUAAACCCUCAUAGUUUCAGAAUGGGGUGAAAAUGGCAACCAUAUUGGUCAGAGAGAAAUCCAAACGAUUUUAAUUGGAAUGAAUGGCUGUAGCGGCAUAAUUGUGUAAUAUAAUUAUUGUCAACCUAAAACAUUGUCAUAUAAAUACAGUUUAUACGGGUAUUAUACAAAUGUUCUGUAUAAAUAACCACUAAAAUACACUAUAUAUACAAAAGUAUGUGGACCCCCCUUCAAAUUAGUGGAUGCAACCUUUCCAACAAGUUAGUUCAUUAAAUUUCUGCCCUGCUAGAGCUUCCCCGGGUCAACUGUAAGUGCUGUUAUUGUAAAGUGGAAACGUCUAGGAGCAACAACGGUUUGGGGAAGGCCCUUUCCUGUUUUAGCAUGACAAUGCUCCCAUGCACAAAGCAUACAGAAUGGUUUAUCAAGAUCGGUGUGGAAGAACUUGACUGAACUGCACUGACCCCUGACCUCAACCCCAUCGAACACCUGGGAUGAAUUGGAAUGCCAAGCCAGGCCUAAUCGCCCAAAAUCAGUGCCCGACCUCACUAAUGUUUUUGUGGCUGAAUGGAAGCAAGUCCCCUCUGCAAUGUUCCAACAUCUGGGAAAGCCUUCCCAGAAGAGUGGAGGCUGUUGUGGCAGCAAAGGGGGACCAAUUCCAUAUUAAUGUCCAUUAUUUUGGAAUGAGAUGUUUGACGUGCAGGUGUCCACAUACUUUUUGGUCAUGUAGUUUAAUGUAAUCAGACAAUAAAGUCAAAAUGUUUGUUUUUCUUGGAAAUCUAUGAGUGCUUAAUAGCACUAAAAGUUGUAGACCAGUGGUGCACCCAGCUCCCUCGGUAUGGGGAGAAUCUCUAUGAGUCCCCAUACACACAGCCAGGAGAGUAGAUCCCCUAGACCAGUGGUGCACUCAGCUCCCUCGGUAUGGGGAGAAUCUCUAUGAGUCCCCAUACACACAGCCAGGAGAGUAGAUCCUCUAAGCUUGACGUCUUCUAACCCCAUCCGUCUCUGGAACCUGUGACUUCCAACAAACCAAGAGUCUUCUAUAGCUCUUCACUGCACCUUACCCUAAAGACACAUCUCUUCAUUUUACUUUUCUCUCUGGAAGAGGGAAGUCCAAAGCCAUCAUGCCAUUAGCACUGCAUUUCAACAUGUCUAUAGUGUACAGGCAGACAGAGAAGGGAAGAAAGAACCCAGUCAGCCCAGAACAGAUGUUCCACAGAUGCAUUCUUUGCUACUGCGUUUAGAGGAAACUGGAAGGCUCCUUUGGCCCCAUAAUGGUGGCACAUGCCAGCCACAGCACAGUACUAUCCCCGUGUCCAUGUCAAAGCUCUUCUUGAUCCUAGAACUUUGCACCCCUCGUUAGCCCCGUCCCCCACCUGCUCUCCUGUCACCUAUGCCCUCUGCUCUUUGACCUCUGUAGUAACCUCGCUUCUUCUCGACGAUGUUGAUGUUAGUGAGUAUUUUUCCUGUGUAUUCCAUUUUGAAUUGUAAUCUAGUUUGUAUAAGAAAUGGUGCGCAUGUAAAUAAAGCUUGGUGAAACUCCACACUCUC
This is a messenger RNA of Salvelinus fontinalis (brook trout), 7038 nucleotides long. It is a transcript of the gene foxo3b, whose product is annotated as forkhead box O3b. Gene Ontology annotation, biological process: regulation of transcription by RNA polymerase II. Lineage: Eukaryota; Metazoa; Chordata; Actinopteri; Salmoniformes; Salmonidae. Bases 1079 to 3079 code for a protein of 666 amino acids. The transcript has 3 exons. The record is from RefSeq and is a predicted model, not a curated record. Gene Ontology annotation, molecular function: RNA polymerase II cis-regulatory region sequence-specific DNA binding; DNA-binding transcription factor activity, RNA polymerase II-specific. Gene Ontology annotation, cellular component: mitochondrial matrix; nucleus.